Phytophthora nicotianae INRA-310 is the source of this 1748-nucleotide messenger RNA. RefSeq lists its product as hypothetical. Gene Ontology annotation, biological process: DNA damage checkpoint signaling; regulation of transcription regulatory region DNA binding; DNA repair. Gene Ontology annotation, cellular component: nucleus. Lineage: Eukaryota; Oomycota; Peronosporomycetes; Peronosporales; Peronosporaceae. The record is from RefSeq and is a predicted model, not a curated record. The coding region runs from base 17 to 1564 and encodes 515 amino acids. Gene Ontology annotation, molecular function: histone H3K79 methyltransferase activity. The transcript has a single exon.
CUUGCAGUCAAACAAAAUGACAGUUAGACGUCGCCCUGCCAAUCGCAGAGGGCGCCGCUCCGCUGAGCACCUCAAGCUCUCCAGCCCGCACCUGCUCAGUCCGCGCUCUGGGUCCGAUACUCCCUCAUCGACUUCCAGUGUCGAUAUGCCGGGUUUCCCGUCCACCCCACGCGAGGAGACGUCGCAACAGUUACAGGACGUGAUGAAAACAGAGGAAAUUUCAAGCGACGAGGCCAUGUCUGCCGCCGCUGCUGUCAUCGAGUCUGUCAUGCUGACACUAGAGACGGGGAACACCAGUGACACGUCCACCACGACAUCGUGCUCCUCGGACGGAGAGACCACAGCCAUGCUACAACACGCGCAACAGCUCCAACGCAAAAAGAUGCAGUGUACCCAGGACGAUAAGGAGGAGAAUUCAAGCACACCACAGGAGCUACGUCGCAGUAGACGCAAACGACGCACAGUGGAUGUGCUGAGUCCAUCGCAGGACGUGUCAUCGGGCCGCAAGUCUCCGCAUAAGCGGCGAAAUGUUGAGAAGAGCAAAGUGGCAGCGCUGGUGAGCGCUCGUCCCGCUGUAGCAGCGACAGCCGCUGCACGUGCCGAGGCUGCAAUGAAGGAAACGAAACGGAGGCAAGCAGCGGCUAAGAAGCGUGCUGCUGCCAAAACUAAGGUCGAGACGCCCGAGGGGGUUUUGUCACCUGUUCAGGACGAGAAGAAGAAGACUCCCAAAACGAAGCGGAGCCGCAAAGCGCGACGGUCAUUAGAGUCCGCGUACUCUUUCGACGCUCAGACGGAGUAUGUAUCGAAGCUCAUUGCUGAGCUCUACGAAGAACAGGAGCAGGAUGAUCGAGAGAUGUACAGCAUCACCAGGGAGACGGUUCUUACGGAGACGAGCACGUGUACGCAAUCCCAGGAGGUUAAAGAACUGAGCUUAGAGGAAUUCCGACGGCUGAUGACGUAUGGUGAAGUAUCAGUUGAGUCGGUGGCCUCCAUAGUGCUGCCAUUGUUCAAUUUGGACGCGGACGACGUUUUCUUUGACCUCGGCUGUGGCACGGGGAAGAUCCUGGUGCAAGCAGCGCUUCAAACUCCAUGCAAGCGAGCAAUAGGCAUCGAGCUGAUGCAAAAUCGCGUUCUGGAAGGACACAAGGCGUUGAAUCGGCUCAAAGAGCGCGACCUCGCCGUACUGCAAGGCAAGGAAAUCGAGAUCUUCCGAGGUGACAUCUUCGUCCCUCCAGAGGAAGCUCGACUCAUGGACGCGACUGUGGUUUUCAUCAACAACGUGAUGUUCGGUCCUCAACUUAUGCUCAAGGUCUUGCAGCUUCUCAAGGAAAUGCCCAAGCUGCGAUGUGUGAUGACGCUGCGCAAGAUCUGCGAACGUCAUGGUCACGAAAAGUGCUCGCGUGCUGGGAACUACUGCAUCGAGUACGUGCAGCCUCCUGUCGAGCAAGAGAUCGACGUGUCUUGGGCUGAUAAAGCCUCCAUCUAUUUCUACGAAAGCCUCGACUUCAAGCUUAAACAACUCACUCAGGAGUUGGCCAAAGGUGGCCGCCGACCAAUAUGGUGAAGAUGGAGUGAAGUUGCGUUUGGCAACACACAACUGUAGUCCAAGACUGCGUUAAGAUACAUGAGAGAACCGCAUGAAGAGUCCCUUUUUACGCCAAGAAACGGGCUUGCAUGCAAUUUACAUUAAAAAUGAGUGGAUUUUUGCUAAGAAAAAAAAAAUAGAGUAUGCACUUUUGCUAUCUCGA